Molecule: messenger RNA, 192 nt
Organism: Suillus paluster
Lineage: Eukaryota; Fungi; Basidiomycota; Agaricomycetes; Boletales; Suillaceae
Exons: 1
Source: RefSeq, a predicted model, not a curated record
AUCCCUCCGAAACUCAAUCUCCAGUCUUUUACCACCUGGUUUGGUCUAUUGAGGCAGCUUCAUGACAAGCUAGAAGUAAUUCAUCUUGAUGGACCACACCUUCUCCAUCUUGUCUCCAAUGAGCAGCUUCAAACUGAGGGUGGCCUCUCUCUGGGUGAAAUCACAGUUCUUUGUGAUGCUGAGGAGCAUUGG